AUGGAGUCUGAUCUAAAAUGGUUGGGAUUAGCAGAUAUGAAAAUUAAGGAGACAAUGAAGAAUGCAGCACUGGCUAGUCAUUUGCAAACGAUCGUUGAUUUAACUAAAAAGCAACUGCACGAAGCUAGAUUGGAUCCAAAUAUCUCUAAACAACAGGGUACAUUCCUUUAUCAGCUCGGCACGCGGUUGAAAUCACAGUGCCAGCAGCAUAUUCCACUGGUGAUACGUCACAUAAUUAAUGGAAAUAUUCGUAAUGAACCUCAACUAAGUGCUGCAAUCGAUUUUCUCUUAUCGCAUACCAUCAGCGGUUUCGAUGAAUCCACUUUCAUGGAUGCGUGCGGUGCAGGUGUUAUUAUAUCAUCGGAUAUGAUUGAAGAUCAGGUGGCCGAAACAAUUAGCAAGUACAAAGAUCAGCUGUUAAAAGAACGAUACAGUUUCAAUUUUGGUCGAAUUCUGAGUGAUGUCAAGUCGGCAUUAAUGUGGGUAGAUGGCGCAUCAGUGAAACGAGAGGUUGACCUGCGUAUUAUGCUAUUACUUGGACCAAAGACCGAAGAGGAUUUACUGAGCGCAAAAACAAAAUGGAACAAAGCGCAAAAUAAACAACAGCAACAGUCUAUCAAAACGCAAAAUGGUGAUAUCAAUAAAAAGUUGAAAAGUUCUGAUGAAACGACAGAGAUAGACGAGGCUCCGACUAUCGAGGAAUUGAUGAGACGGAAAGUUUUCCAUAAGGUUGGUGAAAACUACAAGACCGAUGGCUAUAUUGUGACUCCGAAAACAAUGGAAUUGUUAAAGCAACAUGUAAAAGCUGUAAAUGGCAAGGUGGUCACUCGUUUCCCUCCUGAGCCAAACGGCGUUUUGCAUAUAGGUCAUGCGAAAGCGAUCAAUAUCAAUUUUGGUUAUGCGAAGGCACAUGGUGGCAGUUGUUAUCUUCGAUUCGAUGAUACUAAUCCUGAAAAAGAAGAAGAGAAAUUCUUCACAGCCAUAAAUGAUAUUGUUCAUUGGUUAGGAUAUACCCCAGCAAAAAUCACGCAUUCAUCGGAUUAUUUUGAUCAGUUGUAUAAAUGGGCUAUUGUGUUGAUCAAAAAGAACUUGGCCUAUGUUUGUCAUCAGAGUGUUGAUGAAAUGCGUGGUUUCGAUGUGAAAGCGUCACCGUGGAGGGACCGUCCAGUCGAAGAGUCGUUGAACUUGUUCGAGGCUAUGCGUCGUGGAAAAUUCGAUGAGGGUUCAGCAACGCUACGAUUGAAGACGGUUCUGGAAGAGGGCAAAAUGGAUCCAGUAGCAUAUCGCAUCAAGUACAUUCCUCAUCAUAGAACCGGCAAUAAAUGGUGUAUUUAUCCAACAUACGAUUAUACGCAUUGCUUGUGUGAUUCAAUUGAAAACAUUACCCAUUCGAUGUGUACAAAAGAAUUUCAGUCGAGGUUUGACAUUUUGCGUUCUAUUCUGAUAGUUGCAUGGUUGCACUGUUCACUGCGAUAUUUAAGGCGAAGUAGUUAUUAUUGGCUUUGUAAUGCACUCGACAUAUAUUGCCCUGUGCAAUGGGAAUAUGGCAGGUUGAAUGUCCAUUAUACAGUUGUGUCGAAGCGGAAAAUUAAAGCACUUAUUGAUCAUAAAAUUGUUCGUAACUGGGAUGAUCCUCGUCUGUUUACGUUGUCUGCAUUACGAAGACGCGGCAUACCUGCAGAGGCAAUCAACAACUUCAUCGCUCAGUUGGGUAUCACGAUGGCACAGAUGAUUGUUGAUCCACACAUGUUGGACGCAGCUGCUAGAGAUUAUUUGAAUAUCACUGCACCGAGAACAAUGGCAGUAUUGGAACCUUUGAAAGUGCUGAUUCAAAACUGGAAUGAUUUGAAAAUCGAUUCAACGGUAUCCGUACCUGACUUUCCGACUGAUCCGACGAAGUCAGAGCAGCAUGUGAUAGCGUUCGACAGUAUAGUUUUCAUUGAGCAAAGUGAUUAUCGUAAUGAAAAUACAGAUAAAAGUUAUCGUCGCAUGUCAAAGACACAAUCUAUUGGUUUGAAAUAUCUGGGUAUUGUGUUAUCAUACGUUUCUGAUGUGAAGGAUGAAUCGGGUAUUACACAACAAUUGAUAGUCAACGCCGAACCACUAAGUGCUGAGAAUAAGCCAAAGGCAUUCAUACACUGGGUUGCAAAACCAGUUCAGUGUGAGGUUCGACUCUAUGAACGACUCUUCAAACACCAAAAUCCAGAGGACACGAAUAUUGUACCGAACGGUUUUCUGUCUGACUGUAAUCUGGACUCUCUGAAAGUUCUAGAGUCGGUCCUUAUUGAUCAGUCGAUAGCGCACUCAAAGGUCUAUGAUAAAUAUCAGUUCGAACGAGUUGGUUUCUUCUCGGUCGAUCCAGAUAGUAACCAUGACAAGCUGGUUUUCAACCGAACAGUUCUAUUAAAGGAAGAUUCCGGUAAAAACUAA
This is a messenger RNA of Anisakis simplex (herring worm), 2430 nucleotides long. The record is from the annotation of a GenBank genome assembly. NCBI's taxonomy places the organism in Eukaryota, Metazoa, Nematoda, Chromadorea, Rhabditida, Anisakidae.